This is a messenger RNA of Caenorhabditis sp. 36 PRJEB53466, 865 nucleotides long. Lineage: Eukaryota; Metazoa; Nematoda; Chromadorea; Rhabditida; Rhabditidae. The record is from the annotation of a GenBank genome assembly.
AUGGCAGCAAUCGGACUGGUCAUGGCACCAAGUUUGCAUUGCUUUUAUCGGGUUUUGGACACGAGAAAGUUCAAAGGCUCCAAAGAAAGCAAAGUUUUGAAGAAACUGGCAUGGGACACCUCGUUCAUCCCGUUUUUCUCUUGUACUUUCAUCACAGGUACCCAACUCAAUUUAUAAAAUUUCAGUGACGAAAUCCUUUCAGUCGGAGCCAUUUAUGAAGGAAAAUCAUUUCAAGCAGCGUUUGCAGAAUACCAACGAAAAAUGUGGCACAUUUGGAAGGUUUGAGAUACUGUUUUUCAAAGAAAAACUGGUUCCCACUUGCGUAUUUCAAAUCCCAUUCAGUUUUCGUUUCAUGAGAGAAAGUUUAACGACUUCCCGGAAAAUACUCAAUUUUUGAACGAUAAAUAGAAACCGGUUCAUUUGGGUGACAGCAGAAUAGAAAAGAUCACAACCACCAAGGUUGAUAAUGAAUAAAUAAGAAGGUCUAGUUAUUGUACCGAUUCCCGGACGGUUUUUUCCCUCGGUAAUAACAAAGUAUGAUGUCCCUGUGCAAACUUGAUCUGCCUCCUACUCAAUAGUCAUACGGAUCACCUCUACACAAUAACCGCGACCAGAAACUUGUUUCUUGUGAUGCAAUGAAUGUACAUCCUCCGGGGGCGUCAGGCAUAAUUUUCCGGUGAUGUAUACUUCAUGUACGUCUUCAUUUUUACAGGUCGACUUCACACUUUGGCCCCCCGCCCAAUUAAUCAACUUCUACUUUCUGCCGCCCGCGUUGCGAGUGGUUUACGUGAAUCUCGUCUCGUUACUCUACAACUGUAUCAUGUCCUACAUUAAGAAUAACGAGCUUCAUCACACUGCCAACUAG